Tachyglossus aculeatus (Australian echidna) is the source of this 1437-nucleotide messenger RNA. RefSeq names its product 3-beta-hydroxysteroid sulfotransferase-like. NCBI's taxonomy places the organism in Eukaryota, Metazoa, Chordata, Mammalia, Monotremata, Tachyglossidae. The record is from RefSeq and is a predicted model, not a curated record. Gene Ontology annotation, biological process: sulfation. Gene Ontology annotation, cellular component: cytoplasm. Gene Ontology annotation, molecular function: sulfotransferase activity. The transcript is spliced from 7 exons. The coding region runs from base 1 to 966 and encodes 321 amino acids.
AUGGCGAACAAAGAGGUCCAGAAGAAAAAUCCCUUUAUGACAGUGAAAGAGGAAAGUGUGAGUCCUGAAGAAUUUCAUUACAGAGAGAUCUUAUUUCCUAGGUUCACUUCCAAGAAGUCUCUCCAGUUUGUGGAGAAAGAGUUCCAGGUGCAGGAUGGCUUCACGUUUCUCGUCUCGUACCCCAAGUCAGGCACCCACUGGUUGAUCGAGAUUCUCUCUCUGAUCCAAACAAACGGAGACCCCACUUGGGUCCAAACCGUUUCCAGCUUCCAUCGAGCCCCCUGGAUCGAAGCGUCAGUGGCCACAGACAUGCUAAAGGAAAUUAAGCCUCCCCAUUUCCUGACUACUCACCUCCCAAUCCAGUUCCUUCCUCCAUCCUUCUUCACCUCCGAAACCAAGAUAAUCUACCUCAUCAGGAAUCCCAAGGACGUUGCCGUCUCUUACUAUUAUUUCUCAUUUGUUAUUCAAAAAAGCUACCUCCCUGAGAGUUUUGACCAGUUACUGGAGGAGUUCCUCCAAGGGAAAGGUGAGAAAGUUAUUUACGGCUCCUGGUUCGAGCACAUUCGUGGAUGGCUCCAGAUGAAGGAUAAGGAAAACUUCCUGCUCGUGAGCUACGAGGAGUUGUACCAGGACAUGAGGGGCAGCGUGAUGAAGAUCAGCCGCUUCCUGGGGAAGAAGUUGGAUGAGCAAGCCCUGGAUUCCGUGGUGAAGUACUCCUCCUUCCAGGCCAUGAAGGACAAUGAGAUGUCCAAUCUUUCCCUUGCCCCAGACAUCCUGGUGGAUCAUUCCAAGGGGUCACUCCUCCGGAAAGGUGCGAUGAGACAGGAGGAGGAAGAAUGCAAAUUCCAUCAUUUUGCAACCAGAACAACCAUUUCCAUGGAGAACAGAGAGCUCAAAAUGGAAAAAAAAAAAAGCGUCACUACAGCCCAAGUGAAAAAGGUGACAUCAGGAGUUUCAUUACAGUGAUAUCGUGCUUCCUAAGGUCAACUCCAAGGAGGCUAUCCAGUCCGUGGAGACAGAGUUCCAGGUGCAGGACGGCUUCACAUUCCUCAUACCCCAAGUCAGAUCGUCUACAUCAUCAGGAAUCCCAAGGACAUCAUUGUCUCUGUAUCAUUUCGCAUUUGUUGCUCGAGAAAACUGCCUCCCCGAGAGUUUUGAACAGCUCCUGAGGGAGUUCCUCGAUGGGGAAGGUGAGUAUGGAGGAGAAGACCAGUCUGGGGACCCACUAGUCCUUGGGAUGUGGUGAUCAUGAAGAUCGUAAUCAAUCCCUAUGGUCUUAGCUUGGGACUUGGGAAAAGUCCUUGGGAAAGUUCAGUACGGUCCUGCCUUCAAGGAGCUUGCAAUUUAAAUCUCUGCAUCCUCAGGGAAAGCAGUUGAUAAUAAUAAUCAUGAUGGCAUUUAUUAAGCGCUUACUAUGUGCAAAGCACUGUUCUAAGC